Messenger RNA from Vigna angularis (adzuki bean), 1504 nucleotides. RefSeq names its product BTB/POZ domain-containing protein At3g05675. The coding region runs from base 502 to 1371 and encodes 289 amino acids. NCBI's taxonomy places the organism in Eukaryota, Viridiplantae, Streptophyta, Magnoliopsida, Fabales, Fabaceae. The record is from RefSeq and is a predicted model, not a curated record. The transcript is spliced from 2 exons.
UGCAUCUCAGUUCGGUAUGAUUAAAAACUUGGAGCUAAACGACGCAGUAUUGUUAGGGUUUUUAUUUUCUGGCCAUGAAACUGGUGGUGAUAUGUGAGGUUAGGAACAAGAUGAAAUCAUGCACUCUUUCUCCUCUGUUUUUCGGAUUGUAAGUUUGUACCAUGAAUAUUUCCAGUUAAAUCUGCAUUGUAAGCUUGACCAUGAUACUACUAUAUUGGUGAAAGAUUAGUGUGACCUAAGAAUUUGAAGGCUACUGCUCCUGCAAGUAUUUCACUGACAAAUAAAAGAAGGCUUCGUAUAGAUCAUUUCACUGGUCUACAUUAUGUUUCGAUCUCUGACAUGCACUUGAGACUAAGACUGUGGUCAUGCUGUUGCCAUUUAAAGCUAUUUUGUUGCAAUGACCAUAAUCAAUAGGUAAAAACCGCUCUUUGCAAACAUGGAGGUCAUUUCUGGAUGAACACACGGGGUUACAAAAGCUUACUGUAGUAUUGAAACAGUUAAAUGGCCAUGUCAAAAAUACCUAACACCAGACCUGGAGAUUUAAGCUCUACAAAAGAUAUAUUUGUUUCAGCUGUACGCUUUGCUGUGUCUAUUGAGGGACCAUGUUUACCAUUUGGAGAUGAGCUACGAAUCUCUGCUCAAGAGCAAAUCGACUUCAUGCUAGGAGAAGAUGGAGAUACUACAAUCAUCGUCGCCGACAGUGAAGUACAAUCAGCAGUAACAAUGGGUGUGUACAAUAUCAUUCAUUCAUUUGAAACGGAUCUGUGUUCCUUGCUUUUGGACACUUCCCUUGAGCCUGAGGGGGUGUAUAACAGGAUAAUGAAAAGGGUAUCUGAUCUUGAAUGGAUGUGUAAUGUGCUCCCCAAGAUGGAAUUGAUGAAGAAUUUUGUUUCUAACUGGGCUGCAAUCUCAAGUAAAAUUUUGGGGAUCAUUGAAGACAGGAAACUUGACCAUAUCAUGUGGGGGCUGAAAGUGAAAUUGAUAGAAGUAGCAUGUAAAGUUUUGGAAGCAGUUGGUUAUGGUAGUGUGAUUCUUCCAGCUCCAUGUCGAGUGCAAUUGCUGAAGACCUGGUUUCCAUAUGUCCGGAAGAUGAAGCCCUUGCUGGAUUCAAAAGCUGUUGAGGAGAUUGGUUUUCCUUACAAGAUGAAUGAAGAUUUGUGCCAGGCCAUUGAAGGAGCAAUUGUGUCACUGGUAUUGACUUUGCCAUCAAAUGAUCAAGCAGACAUUUUGGCAGACUGGAUCAGAAGUAGGGAAAUUGGAUACCCUGACUUGAGUGAGGCUUUUGAGGUCUGGUGUUAUAGAACCAAAUCUGCCAAAAGGAGAUUAGUGGAAAGUUUAGAUGGCCACAGUGAUACUGCUGUUAGCCCUUGAGUUUGAUUCUAAAAUACUAAUCUUUUGACUUGCCUUUUUUCCUAAAAAAAUAUAUAAUUUUGGACAAUUUUUGCUUCACCAUUGUAAGAUCACAAUCUUUGAUGCCCCAUACUUAAAUUUACUUUAUGUAUCU